This is a messenger RNA of Melanotaenia boesemani (Boeseman's rainbowfish), 3558 nucleotides long. RefSeq names its product RAB18A, member RAS oncogene family (gene rab18a). The record is from RefSeq and is a predicted model, not a curated record. Lineage: Eukaryota; Metazoa; Chordata; Actinopteri; Atheriniformes; Melanotaeniidae. Bases 118 to 732 code for a protein of 204 amino acids. Gene Ontology annotation, molecular function: GTP binding; GTPase activity. The transcript is spliced from 7 exons.
GUCUUACCAAGAAGCUGUCAAACUAUCUGUAUUGCAAGCUGUAAACAAAAGCCAGCGUCGCUUUUCGGUCCGUCGGAGCUGUUUGUCCAGGAUAACACAGCUCACAGAAAGGGGAAAAUGGAAGACGAUGUCCUAACCACGCUGAAAAUAUUAAUAAUAGGAGAAAGUGGUGUCGGGAAGUCAAGCCUCCUCUUAAGAUUCACUGAUGACACAUUUGACCCAGAACAAUCAGCUACAAUAGGUGUCGACUUCAAAGUGAAGACCAUUUCCGUGGAUGGCAACAAGGCCAAGCUGGCAAUAUGGGACACAGCUGGACAGGAGCGCUUUCGGACCCUAACACCUAGUUAUUACCGCGGUGCCCAGGGAGUCAUCCUCGUGUACGACGUCACUCGGCGGGAAACCUUCACCAAGCUGGACAACUGGCUGAAUGAGCUGGAGACGUACUGCACAAGAAACGACCUGGUCAAGAUGCUCGUGGGAAACAAAAUCGAUAAGGAAAACCAUGAGCUGGACCGGGCCGAAGGGCUGAAGUUUGCGAGAAAACAUUCCAUGCUUUUUAUAGAGGCGAGCGCGAAGACGAAGGACGGCGUCCAGUGUGCGUUUGAGGAGCUGGUGGAGAAGAUCAUCCAGACUCCCGGUUUAUGGCAGAGCGACAACCACAGCCGGGCUGUCCAGCUCACAGACGAAGACGCCGGACCUGGAACCUGCGGCGGAUACUGCUCCGUGGUGUAGCCGACACGCGUGUUCAAACAAGCACAUACCCUCAAAUGCUUCAACGAACCCCCCUCCCCCCCUCCUGUUAGGUCUUGUCCUGAGCUGAGCUGUCCUCCGGUCUGAAAGGACCAACCGUCCACACACGGCUGCAGCUCAGCUUUCCUGCUGAGAGAUUCCAGCGUUUCCUUCCCGUGUUUUGUUUUCUGUCGCAGUUUCAGGACCUCAGUCAGUUUGAACGUUGGCAGAAAAAUGAAGCCAAAGUUUCUCAGACAGAAGAGCAGAAAUGAGGAUGGAAACCUUGUGUCUCCAGCUUAGUCUUUUUCUUUUUUUUUGUCUCGAAGCACCUUGCCUUAGCAUGCACAUCUGUAUCGACGCAGGACCGACUUUUCUCCAGUGUUUGUCUUUCCCCUGCCACCCCCCCCCGCCGCCCUCCUCCUCACACAGACUCUGAAUAUUAUGCUGCUUAUGGAGAAGCUUAUCAGGCCAAGCUGCGCUCUAUCCCGUCUCACCGCUUUGAUCAUGUGUCUCUGUUGUCCACACAACCGCCACAUUGUCUUUCCAAGUGUUUGGAUGGUGUUUUAUUUCUUUUAUUGACUUGGACCUCAAACUUUAGCAGAGGAGUUUCAUAAAUCAAAGAGACAGGCACCAGCAGGCUUUCCACUGGAUGCUGCAGUAGAGGGAACCUUUUAAAUUGCACGCCUUCUUCCUCUUCGUUCUUUUUUAAUGUAAUGAGUUGCUUUAAUGGAGUGUAGCUUACUCACCCAGACAGAUAAUAUCAGUAAUAUCACAAGUAAUGCCACGAGUCUCCCACGGAUCCUUUCUGGUCCGAGACAAAGGAGACGUGUUCAAUAUGAAGCAGUGUGAGUCAUCAGGGUGUUUCCACUCAAUUUGGAAAAUCAAAGAAAAAGCUGAUGGAUUUCCCAGCGCUCCCAGACCUCGGACCAUGUUUGCAGGGUCCGGGUUUGAUCUCCGGACGGGGUGGCGUAAGUGUCACGUCUGCCCACAUGUACGUGCUUUUAAAUCUCUUUUAAUUGCAUGAAAUCUGUGUGCCAUUCUUCUUUGUUUUUGUUUAGUUCCAGCCUUUCAGGUUCUUGUUAUAAAGACUUUAACUUCGUAGAAAAUGGGACGUGGCAUGCAAAGGUUUGGGCACCCAGAUCAAAAUUUAUGUUCCUGGUAACAGUUCAGCAAGAAAUGAGCUGAAUUAAGCAUGAAAGUAAAGGUGGCACAUUAUUUUCAACGUUUUUAAGGAGGAUUAUUUAUAUUUUGUACACUUUUAGCACUGCAAAAGUAUGGGAACCCCUGGAGAUUUGAACCUGGUAGAGUUGCGGUUUGUUCAGUCAUGGUCAGGAAAGGCCAGCUGAUGCAAGUUUUAAAGUUUUCUAUAUACACUCCGACUCCUCCUACCUUGUCCCAAGCAGCAGCCAUGCCCUCCUCUAAGCAGUUGUCACAGCUACUGAUGUUUUUUUAGGAAGCAGCUUCCUCACUUCUGUUGACUUUGAUCUUCUCUGUUCAUACAAAGUGUUUCGCUGAUGUGAACAAUAACACUUUCUACUCUGUACAUGUGACACGAUUGAUGUCAUUGGAAAGAUGUGUCGCUCUGACUCAGGAUAAUAAAGAACCGAGCCGUUGAUAACCAGACAGAAGAACGACACACGGACAGCUGAUGACGUGAUCACUGAUAACUGUUUGUGUAUGAUGAGACCUUCACUUCUUCUCCUAUAAAUGAUUCUUUGGGCCUGUGCACCACAAAUGCUGAUGAUUAAACCCAGAAGGACAAUUCUUUCACAAAGGCUUUGGUAAUAACGAAUAAUUUUCCGCCACAGUUCCUAACAGUAUGAAGAUUAUAUGAGCUGUUUUCAGUGGGGACUGCUUGAAGAUCGCUCUAAAGGCAAAUAAAACCCUCAUCUGGCUGUCAGUGACCUUCAGGAGGGUUAUCAGACUCAUUUUGCACCAACACCAGCACAAAUAUGACCUCCAUGGGCGAGUCGGUGGAAGGAAACCUCUCAUGCUGACGCAUGUUAGAAAGGUGUCCUGUGGACUGAUGAGGUUAAAGUAGAACUCUCCGAUCCAGCUGUGAAGCACGGAGGUGGAACAAUCAUGCUUUGUGUUGGUGUUGCAGCCAGUGGCACAGGGAGCAUUUCAAGGGUAUUGGAAAGAAUAGAUUCACUACCAUUCCAUUAAAUUCUGGAUGCAAACAUAAAUCUAUCCGUAAAGAAGCUGAAGGUGGAAAAAAGGAUGUUUCCUAAAGAUGGAUGAUUGAAGGUUUUACUACGGCCCUCAUCGUCUCCUGACAUCACAGAAAAUCUGGAUAGACCAAAGAAUCAGACCUAGGAAUCUCCUAGGACCGAAAGAAUGGAGUAAAAUCCCUCAAGAGCAGAAAGAUUCAGCUGGCUACAUAAAGUCUCUACAAGCCCUGGUACCAGGUCAUAGCCAUGCGGGGUGCCCAAACUUUUGCUUUUGGACUUUUUUUUUUCUUCUUUCUUUUCUGUGAAAUGAAAAAAAGUAAAUGAAAAAAAAAAGUAUUUAAAACAAAGGAAAAGCCUCAUCUUUAACAUUAUGCCUGUGUGGAGCUCAUUUCUUCUACUUCCUGAACUGUUAAUGACAACAGGAAUUUUGAGCAGGGAGGCCCAAACUUAUGCAUGCUACAGAAAAAGAACAAAAUGGGAGGAUUUUACUAAUUAAACUGGUAUCAGUCUGAUGUAAACCUUGUAAAUUGCAUAUUUUAAGGCUGACAGAGUUCCUGUUUUAAGAGGAUUUCUGGAUGAACUGUAAAGCUGAAUGUAAACAUAUUUCAUUAUAAAACCACCUGAUGUAUUAAACUAAAUAAAAUUCUUUUUUAAGCAA